AUGGCAUCUGAGGCGCGUGUGUCGUCUAUUAAGAUUGUGCUUUGCGGCCCUAGCAACGCUGGGAAGACGUCGAUAACGAAACGUUUCAUCACGGAUGCCUUUGACGAAUGCCAAGACACAACAGUUGGCUCAGCAUUCUUCUCUAAGCAGCUUUAUUCAAACGCGCACAAAUCAAGUGUUCGGGUAGAGGUGUGGGAUACCGCCGGACAGGAAAAAUACCGCGCGAUGGCCCCAAUGUAUUUUCGCCAUGCUGCGGGGGCGUUACUUGUGUUUGACGAGACUGUGGUAAAAUCCUUUGACGAGCUUGAGGCGGUUUGGCUGCCCGAGCUACUGCCCCAUAUGAAUAACAGUACCGAAUUUAUUGUUGUCUGUGGGAACAAAUGCGAUGCCGUUUUGACCGAUAGACAACGGGAAAGUGUGCAUCACGCCGAAGAAAUCUGUCGUGCGAAAGGCAUAACAUUUUUGCAUACGUCUGCAAAGAAGGGACAAAAUGUGCAUGAAGCAUUUGGAGGUUUGGUGGAUGGCAUACUAACGAGGCGUGCAAAGGAAGCGGCAGCGGAGCUUACGGCAGGAGGAAACAGCGGUGACGGACGCGCCAGUAGCGCAUGGGUCGCAAGAUUGGGGACAAUACGUGACGACGGCGGCACCCACGCUAAAAGCGGCUGUUGUUAA
Molecule: messenger RNA, 672 nt
Organism: Trypanosoma rangeli
Lineage: Eukaryota; Euglenozoa; Kinetoplastea; Trypanosomatida; Trypanosomatidae
Product: putative ras-related GTP-binding protein
Exons: 1
Coding region: 1-672 (223 amino acids)
Molecular function (GO): GTPase activity; GTP binding
Source: RefSeq, a predicted model, not a curated record